Messenger RNA from Spea bombifrons (plains spadefoot toad), 1509 nucleotides. RefSeq names its product aldehyde dehydrogenase family 3 member B1-like. Lineage: Eukaryota; Metazoa; Chordata; Amphibia; Anura; Pelobatidae. The coding region runs from base 1 to 1509 and encodes 502 amino acids. Gene Ontology annotation, biological process: aldehyde metabolic process. Gene Ontology annotation, molecular function: aldehyde dehydrogenase (NAD+) activity. The transcript is spliced from 10 exons. The record is from RefSeq and is a predicted model, not a curated record. Gene Ontology annotation, cellular component: cytoplasm.
AUGGAUCACACACAAGCUUCUCCUUCUCCAGCGCGAUGGUUUAGGGUUUUUAAAAGAACUGUGUCAACUGAAAAUCCAGUAAGAAAGACCUCCACCUCCUCUCUCUGUGAGGAAGUUCUGAAAAAGUCACAAGAUGCCUUUGCCUCGGAGAAGACCAAGCAUUACUCUUUUAGGCUCUUGCAGUUGGAGGCCAUAUUACGUAUGCUGGAGAGCCAUGAAGAGGAGUUUGUAGCGGCGUUGGAGAAAGAUAUGCGCAGGCCCAGGUUUGAAACUGUGCUAUCAGAGAUCACUGCAGUGAAGAAUGAAGCGCUUUAUGCAAUUAAUAACCUGCAGAAAUGGAUGGAGCCAGAACAUGUCCACAAAAACAUGACUUCCCUGCUAGACAGCUGUUUUGUGCAGAAAGAACCAGUAGGGGUUGUUCUGAUUGUCGGCGGCUGGAGUUUUCCGAUCCAGCUAUGUCUCAUCCCAAUGAUCGGAGCAGUGGCUGCAGGUAACUGUGUGAUUUUAAAGCCAUCGGAGAUCACCACCCACACUACAGAUUUGCUGCACAAACUGAUUCCGCUCUAUGUGGAUGCUUGCUGUUAUCAUGUGCUCAAUAGUGAGCAUGGUGAACUCCUAGAAAUUCUAGAGAACAAGUAUGACUACAUGUUUUAUGCAGGUGACCGUAACACAGGCAGGCAGGUGAUGCAAGCUGCGGCCAAGCACAUAACCCCUGUUUCUUUGGUUCUUGGUGGCAAAAAUCCCUGCUAUGUCGACAAGUCCUGUGACCUUACCAUGGCUGCUCGAAGAAUUGCAUGGGCUCGCUUUGUGAAUGCUGGGCAGAAUUCACUGGCGCCAGAGUAUAUUCUGUGUCAUUCAGAUUUAAAGGAUGCUCUCAUACGUGAAUUGUGUUGUUGCGUCCGGGAGUUUUAUGGAAAUGACCCACGUGAGUCACCUGAUUAUGGCCGAAUGGCAAGCGCGGAGCAGUACAGCCGGGUAAAAAACUUGCUGUGCUGUGGUCAAGUGGCCUUUGGCGGCCAGACUGAUGAUGGUGAGAGGUACAUAGCCCCUACAGUCCUGACAGAUGUGCAAGAGAAUGAUAUCAUAAUGCAGCAAGAGAUUCUAGGACCAAUCCUGCCUAUUUUUACUGUACAAACCCUUGAAGGUGCAAUAAGUUUCAUAAAAAAGAAAGGAAGGCCUCUUGCUGUAUAUGCAUUCUCUGAUAACAUCCAGGUGAUAUCGCACAUCAUGUCCAGAACAUCAAGUGGGAGCUUUUGCUCAAAUGACAGCAUGAUACAAAGCCUGUACACCAGCCUGCCCUGUGGGGGAAUAGGAAACAGUGGAGUUGGAGUGUACAGAGGCAAGUACAGCUUUGACACGUUCUCUCACAGCCGUGCCUGUCUACUCCGGAACAGCACUGUCGAAUGUGUUACUUACCUGAGAUACCCACCCUAUGUUGAAAAGCAGCUUCAGCUAAUGAAAUGGGCCUGCACCCUCUCCCGGAAUAACAGUUGGUGCAAUAUUUUAUAA